AUGGCUAGAAGAAGCACGCGGGCCACACUGCUGGCCCAGCUUCUUCUCUUGCCCGCCGUCCUCGCAGCAGUCUCCUUCGCCAACACGGACUACUACGUCUACCCGACCGUGCCGUUCACCAUCACCUGGACCGACGCCAGGGGCCCCGUCAACAUCACGCUCAUGAACGGACCGGACGAGUACCUGAAGGACGUCCUUCUCAUCGUCACAGCGUUUGCGGGAGCGGAGGACUACACCUGGACGCCGCCGCCAACGGUGCCGCCCGACUCAUACAUCCUCCGGAUCGAGGAUGGCGGCAGCACCGACUACUCGCCGCGGUUCGUGUAUCCGGGCCCUGUACUGACUACGACUGCCACCCGCUCCCCAUCCGCCACAUCCGCCUCGCCAGCAACCACAUCCAUAACAUCAACAUCAACAAACACCGCCCAACAACAACCCCAGUCACAGAACAACAACGAACUCCUCUCCACCCCGGCCAAAGCAGUCAUCGCAACGCUAGGCUCUCUCCUCCUCGUCAUCCUCCUGGCUAGCCUCCUGAGGUAUUAUUGUCUGUGCAGCAAGCGACGCCGCCGUCAGCUGCGAGAAGCGGAGCGGGCAGCAGCAGCAGCAACAGCAGCGAGUCACGAGCUGCCCCCCCUGAGUCCGCGAAGUGGUGAUGAUGCCGAGACGAUACACUUGCAUGGUAACAUGAUGAUAAAGGCUGAGGGCCAGGAAGGGAACGUAGUGGAGCUGCCGGUUAGGGGGUGGGGGGAGAUGGUGGAGCUGAGUGCGGACUCGAAUCGGAAACCUGCGCGUUAA
This is a messenger RNA of Chaetomium strumarium, 798 nucleotides long. RefSeq lists its product as uncharacterized. Lineage: Eukaryota; Fungi; Ascomycota; Sordariomycetes; Sordariales; Chaetomiaceae. The record is from RefSeq and is a predicted model, not a curated record. The transcript has 2 exons. Bases 1 to 798 code for a protein of 265 amino acids.